CACCAGUUUGACUAUACAACACCAAAUAUAUCACCAGCUUCCUUAAUCCUUCUCCAAACCAAAUGACGCUUCACCAAACCAAUUUGUGUGCAUCCUCGUCUUUUUGCAUAUACCUUCAUCUGAUGAUUCAUCUCUUUCUCAUUUUCCUACUCUGCUUGCAACCCACUAUUAUUGCCGCUGCUCCAACAAAUGAGACUGAUCGUUUCGCUUUGCUCAAAUUCAAAGAAUCUGUGUCUCAAGAUCCCUAUAACAUAUUGAGCUCAUGGAAUGACUCUAUGCACUUCUGCAACUGGAUAGGAGUCAAAUGCGGCCGUCGGCACCAAAGAGUCACAGUCUUAGACCUACAAGGCCACAAGUUACGUGGAACUCUAUCACCUUACAUCGGCAACCUCAGCUUUCUAAGGUCCAUCAUCCUCCAGAAUAAUAGCUUUUAUGGCGAAAUUCCAAAAAAAAUUGGUCAUUUGUUCCGACUGCAACAACUCUAUCUUUACAAUAACACAUUGGAAGGGGAAAUACCAUCCAGCUUGUCCAACUGCUCCAAUCUCAGGCUCUUAGAUCUUUGGGGGAAUAAGCUUAAAGGGAAGAUUCCAACAGAGCUAGGCUCUUUGAUGAAACUCAAAUCACUUCAGCUUGGCAAGAACAACUUGGUAGGAGGGAUCCCACCUUCUCUAGGAAAUCUUUCUUCACUCACAGAUUUCGCUGUAGCGUACAAUAAUUUGGUGGGAAAUAUUCCAAAUGCCAUAGGCCAAUUAAAUGGCUUGGUAAUUUUCACAAUUACGUCUAAUAAAUUGUCAGGUACGAUCCCUUCCUCUCUUUACAAUGUGUCGUCUCUCCAAAUCUUUUCAGUUUCAAAAAACCAACUUAAUGGCACUCUUCCAGCCAACAUAGGCCUAAAUCUUCCAAAUCUCCAAACUUUCUAUUUUAGUAAAAAUGAGUUCAGUGGGACAGUCCCUACUUCAUUAUUCAAUGCAACUCAGCUUCAAGAAAUUGAUUUAGGUAAAAAUAAGUUUUUGGGAUCAAUUCCAACAAAUUUGGGAAAUUUGCUAAAUCUUUUAUAUCUUGAUUUCAGUGUCAAUUAUCUAGGAAAGAGCCUCCAUUUCUUAACAUCGUUGACAAACUGUGGUAGACUUCAAGAAUUGGAUUUUGCUGUAAACCAAUUUGACGGUGUUCUGCCCAAUUCUGUAUCAAACUUGUCCACCCAGCUCACUAAAUUAUAUCUUGGAAAAAAUAAAAUAUCUGGAACUAUUCCUGGAUCAUUAAUAAAUCUCAUUAACUUAAUUGCCUUGGGCUUAAAUGAGAAUCACUUCACAGGCAUCAUUCCUACCACUUUUGGGAAGUUUGAGAAGAUGCAAGCAUUGGGUUUAUUUGGAAAUAGACUAUCGGGAGAAAUACCAACCUCCAUAGGCAACCUUACUCGGUUGUUUAUAAUUGACUUACAUGAUAACGGAUUUGAAGGAACCAUACCUCCAAGUUUAGUAAACUCCCAAAAUUUGCAAAUCUUGGACAUUUCACAAAAUAACCUUAAUGGAUCCAUACCCCAGCAGCUUAUAGGUACUUCUUCGUUAUCACUAUUAUACAUCUCUUUAUCUCACAACUCACUCUCGGGAACACUACCAUUUGAAGUAGGUAAUCUGAAAAAUAUCAACGAGAUUGAUAUCUCUAACAAUAAUUUUUCUGGUGAGAUUCCUACAUCUAUAGGAAAUUGUUUGGUCUUGGAAUAUCUUUACCUGCAAGGGAAUUCCUUUCAUGGUGCCAUACCAUCAUCUAUGGCUUCUUUGAAAGGUCUUCUAGAAUUAGAUGUUUCACAAAAUAACCUAUCAGGGCCCAUUCCAGAGGGUUUAGAGAAGCUGCUUUUCUUAGAAAAAUUGAAUCUCUCAUUCAAUAAUUUUGAGGGCAAGGUACCAAUUGAAGGGGUUUUCAAAAACAUAGGUGCAGUAUCAUUGGUUGGAAAUACUAAACUUUGUGGAGGUAUACCAAAAUUGCAGUUGCCAAAAUGCCCUGUAAAUGUUAUGAAACCAAGAAAAUCCAUUGGAUUCAAAAUAGCAAUUGUAAUUAUUUCUAUUGUUCCAAUUUUCCUUUUGUUUUCAUCUUUUCUUGUUUGGAUUAAAAAUUCAAAAAAGAAAUCACCUUCAAUGGUUUCAACAUUGGAACUCCUUCCAUAUGUUUCAUACAAAGAACUCUAUCACGCAACUAGUGGAUUUUCUCCAAGUAAUUUAAUUGGAUCUGGCAAUUUUGGCUCUGUAUACAAAGGACUUGUUCAUCCAGAAGAAAGAUCAAUUGCUGUAAAGGUCCUUAAUCUUCAACAAAAAGGUGCUUCCAAGAGCUUUAUGGUUGAAUGUAAUGUCUUAAGAAAUAUUCGGCACAGAAAUCUUGUUAAGAUAUUAACAUGUUGCUCUAGCAUGGAUUACAAUGGGAAUCAAUUCAAAGCUCUAGUAUUUGAAUUCAUGACAAAUGGAAGCUUAGAUUUUUGGCUUCAUCAAGGGCUAGACAAUGAAAACCAAUCAAGGUACUUAAGCCUUCUUCAAAGACUAAAUGUUGCAAUUGAUGUGGCUUCUGCAAUAGAUUAUCUUCACAACCAUUCUACGCAAACAAUCAUUCAUUGUGAUUUAAAACCAAGCAAUGUUCUUCUAGACAAUGACAUGGUUGCUCAUGUAAGCGAUUUUGGUUUAGCAAAGCUCCUCCCAAUCAUCAAUGAUUCUUUUGAAAAGCAAACUAGUACAAUUGGGAUAAAGGGAUCAAUUGGUUACAUUGCUCCAGAGUAUGGCAUGGGUGGUGAGGCAUCAGUAGAGGCCGACUUGUAUAGCUAUGGUGUAUUACUAUUGGAGAUGUUCAUAGGAAAGAGACCCACUGAUAACAUGUUUAAAGAUGGUCUCAAUCUCCACAAUUUCGCUAAGAUGGCAUUGCCUGAAAAACUUGUUCAAAUUGUUGAUCCAAUCCUUCUUCCAAGAGAAGUUCAUGAAGCUCCAACAGCAAUAGUGGCAGCUAGAAAAUAUAAUAAUGGCAAUGAAAUUCAAGUAGACGUGGGAGCUGAAGGUAUUGCAAACUUGUGCCAAAUGGAUCCCAAUUUGCAUAAAUGCUUAGUAUCAAUCCUUGAAAUUGGACUUGCAUGUUCAAUGGAGUCACCAAAAGACAGAGUGAAGAUGAAGGAAGUUACCAAGGAACUACAUUUGAUUAAAAGUGCUUUUGUUGAUUCUACUAUACACAGACGUGAAUUUAGGAGAAUCCAAGUUUAAGAGCAAGAAACUAUCAGAAGAGGUCAUUGAAAGUGUGAAACUUCUUUCAAGUUCCCGUUGAGCAUAUAUAGGUGUGCUAGUUCAAUCUCCUUUGCCGAAAUGUUUGAAAUGAUUUCCUUAUAUUUUCUUCUUUGGGAUAUGGUAGUCCUACUUGUGUAUGCAUAUCGUCACUUUUUGACUGUACAAGCAUGUUGAACACUCUACUAUAGGUUCUGGUAUAGUGUGUAUGUAUUUUGUUUUCUAUUGAAAAUCAAUCCUACUACAAAAAACCCUUUUGUGUUGGGAAUAUCAACUAUGAUGCUUUUAUUU
Messenger RNA from Quercus lobata, 3542 nucleotides. RefSeq names its product putative receptor-like protein kinase At3g47110. NCBI's taxonomy places the organism in Eukaryota, Viridiplantae, Streptophyta, Magnoliopsida, Fagales, Fagaceae. Gene Ontology annotation, biological process: protein phosphorylation. The transcript is spliced from 3 exons. Gene Ontology annotation, molecular function: ATP binding; protein binding; protein kinase activity. The record is from RefSeq and is a predicted model, not a curated record. The coding region runs from base 63 to 3233 and encodes 1056 amino acids.